UGUGAGCAUACCCAUACGCGCAAUUCAACCUCUCGAAGGAAUCGCUUAAUCAAAAGCCUCCCGAAAUACUCCCAAUCACAAAAGACUACAAAUCCACCGUCCCAUCACCACCACCACCACCACCACCACCACCACCACCACAAACACAACCACACACACACACGCACGCACGCACGCACGCACGCGCGACGGCGAUGGUUCCACCACCGGUAGUCCAUUCAGGGUCAUCAUCCCCAAACUCCCAAUACACCCAACAAUUUCUGAGCAGCGUUCUCUCUCAACGUGGCCCAUCGGCCCUCCCCUACUCCGAAGACGUGAAAUGGCUGAUCCGUCAACACCUCGUCUCUGUAUCCGACGCUUACCCGUCAAUCCAACCCAAGACCGCCGUCUUCACCCACAACGACGGCCGUACCGUCAACCUUCUACAAGCUGACGGUACCGUUCCGAUGAUCUUCCAAGACGUCACCUACAACAUUCCGAUCAUCAUUUGGCUCAUGGAGUCUUACCCUCGCCACCCUCCUUUAGUCUUCGUCAACCCAACUCGUGACAUGAUCAUCAAACGCCCCCACUCUUUCGUCAAUCCUUCGGGGGUCGUAUCGAUUCAAUAUUUGCAAAGUUGGGUCUACCCUAGUUCCAAUUUGGUUGAUUUGGCUCGCAAUUUGAGCCACUUCUUUGGCCGUGAUCCGCCGCUCUAUGCGCAGCGUAGACCCACUCCAAACUCUACUAACCCUAACCCUAGUUUUGCCUCCCAAAAUAAUGGGUCUUCAGUGGUUUCUUUGAAUUCGGCAUCGGUGGGGUCGACCCGACCGGCGAUUCCUCCCAGGACUUAUCCACCAUCACCAUAUGGGAGUGGUAGUGGUGGUGGCGGUGGAGGGAGGAUUCCGCCACCGUCCCCGCAGAGGCCGGCGGUGGCUGCAACAGAGGACCCGACUGAGGUUUUCAAGAGGAAUGCCAUUAAUAAGCUUAUGGAAAGCUUGCAUAGCGAUAUAGGGGCUUUGAGAAAGACGAGGGAGGCAGAAAUAGACGGUUUAUCUACCGCUCAAAUGGUGUUGAGACAGCGAGAGGAACAGUUGUUAAAAGGGUUGAGGGAAAUGCAGGAUGAGAAAGAAGGGUUGGAGCAGCAAUUGCAGAUGGUUUUGACAAAUACCGAUGUUUUGGAGGGGUGGUUGAGAGACAAUGAAGCGAAGAUGGCAAAAAUGGGCAAUGUGAAUGUGGAUGAUGCUUUUGAGCCCUGUGAUAUUCUUUCUAAGCAAAUGCUCGAGUGUUCGACUUCGGAUAUGGCUAUAGAGGAUGUGAUUUAUUCAAUGGAUAAGGCGGUGCAAGAGGGGGCAGUACCGAUUGAUCAGUAUUUGAGGACUGUGAGGUUAUUGUCGAGGGAACAGUUUUUCCAUCGAGCCACAGCUUCAAAAGUUAGGGCUGCUCAAAUGCAGGCUCAGGUGACUAGUAUGGCUGCCAGGGCAUCUCAAUAUUCUUUGUGAAAGUCCGUGUCGCUUUGUAUCUUGCUGGGUCGAACAAUGAGUCGCUGCACACGGGGGCCAGACUUCUGUGGUAUGUCAUGAUGGCCUUAAAAGAAUUUGGAGAAUCAUAUAGUUCUUAGGGUAUGCUGCUUGUGAAAUUUGUUAAUGUUAUAGAUAUUUUCUUUUCUACUUUCCGUGGAUUUUCGAUUGUUUAUCAAUGAUUUGUACUGAUAGCAGCUUAUAAAAAGUUAUAUGUGUUUCUCAAUAAUAUAUGUAGAACACUUUUCAAUUUUGUUUAGUUUCUCAUUUG
Messenger RNA from Ilex paraguariensis (yerba mate), 1767 nucleotides. The record is from the annotation of a GenBank genome assembly. Lineage: Eukaryota; Viridiplantae; Streptophyta; Magnoliopsida; Aquifoliales; Aquifoliaceae.